UUAUUAUUAUUAUUUUAAAUAACCAAAUAAUAUGCAUACAGAAUAUACCACUUUUGUAUCCCCUCCAUUCCUCUUCUUCCUUCCCCAAGAUAAUGUUUGCCUCUGGUGAUGCUGCUACUGCUGCUGUUGGUCCAGUGACCACACAUUUGAUUGUCUUGUCACCCAGUCAUCCCAUCAGAUUCAUCAACAAUAUGGAACCCAGGAACCAAACAAGUGUUUCAAAAUUUCUUCUCCUGGGACUGACAGAAGAUCCAGAACUGCAGCUUCUCCUCUUUAGCCUAUUCCUGACCAUGUACCUGGUCACUGUCCUUGGAAAUCUGCUCAUUGUCCUGACUGUCAGCUCUGACUCCCACCUGCACACUCCUAUGUACUUCUUUGUCUCCAAUCUGUCCAUUACUGACAUCUGUUUAAGUACAACUACCAUCCCAAAGAUGCUGGUGAAUAUCAAGACGCAGAAUCAGAGCAUCACUUAUACAGGCUGCCUCAAUCAGAUUUUCUUUGUCCAGGCUUUUUGUGGUUUUGAAAAUUUUCUUCUUGCAGCCAUGGCCUGUGAUCGCUAUGUGGCCAUUUGUCACCCACUGAGGUACACAGUCAUCAUGAACCCCUGCUUCUGCAGCCUGCUAGUUCUACUUUCUUUGUUCAUCAGUAUGGUGGAUGCACUGCUCCACAGUCUGAUGGUUUUGCAGCUGUCCUUUUGCACAGAUCUUGAAAUCCCUCAGUUCUUCUGUGAACUUGCUCAGGUCCUCAAGCUAGCCUGUUCCAGUGCCCUCAUCAAUAACAUCCUGAUAUAUUUUGUGGCUUGCAUAUUGGGUGGUGUUCCUCUCUCUGGGAUCAUAUUCUCUUACACUCGAAUUAUCUCCUCUGUUUUAAGAAUGCCAUCAGCUGAUGGAAAGCAUAAAGCUUUUUCCACCUGUGGGUCUCACCUCUCCGUUGUUUCUUUAUUUUAUGGGACAUCUGUUGGUGUAUACCUCAGUUCUGCAUUUGCACUCUCUCCCAAGGAGACUGCAGUAGCCUCAGUGAUGUACAUUGUGAUCCCUCAAAUGAUGAAUCCUGUUAUCUACAGCCUAAGGAACGGGAACAUAAAAGGAAGCUUGAGAAAACUCAUUGGUAGGAUGCCUUCUAUUUAGUGAUGUUUCAUCUGUGCCAACUAAUUAUACUAAGACCUAUCACUGAUAAAAUCUCCCUGCUGGUCAGCAUCAGCAUC
This is a messenger RNA of Loxodonta africana (African savanna elephant), 1204 nucleotides long. Its product is annotated as olfactory receptor 7G2-like. Lineage: Eukaryota; Metazoa; Chordata; Mammalia; Proboscidea; Elephantidae. Gene Ontology annotation, biological process: G protein-coupled receptor signaling pathway. Bases 93 to 1127 code for a protein of 344 amino acids. The transcript has a single exon. The record is from RefSeq and is a predicted model, not a curated record. Gene Ontology annotation, cellular component: plasma membrane. Gene Ontology annotation, molecular function: G protein-coupled receptor activity; olfactory receptor activity.